AUGGGCGAACUUCGUGCUCUCCGUGAGCUUCGUGACUUGCGGGAGCUUUGUGAGCUGAGGGAAAUAAGGGUAUUGAGGGAGUUGUCGGUUUCCACGGGGGUCGUGGAGUUGGAGAAGACGUCUGAUCUUCCGAGGUAUGAGCUUGAUGGGGGUGGGGAGAAGUUGAGAAAGGAGAGGAGCAAACACGGUGAUGAUAGGGGUUAUCAGCAUACAAGAAAGGUCUAA
Molecule: messenger RNA, 225 nt
Organism: Podospora pseudocomata
Lineage: Eukaryota; Fungi; Ascomycota; Sordariomycetes; Sordariales; Podosporaceae
Exons: 2
Coding region: 1-225 (74 amino acids)
Source: RefSeq, a predicted model, not a curated record